Molecule: messenger RNA, 4827 nt
Organism: Xiphophorus couchianus (Monterrey platyfish)
Lineage: Eukaryota; Metazoa; Chordata; Actinopteri; Cyprinodontiformes; Poeciliidae
Gene: slc26a2
Product: solute carrier family 26 member 2
Exons: 5
Coding region: 121-2274 (717 amino acids)
Biological process (GO): sulfate transmembrane transport
Cellular component (GO): membrane
Molecular function (GO): secondary active sulfate transmembrane transporter activity
Source: RefSeq, a predicted model, not a curated record
GACAUUACAGUUAAACGUAAAAUGAAUCCGAGGCGGAAUAAAACUCGACUGUUGGAAAGCAACAGGAGAAAAACUUGUUCGUAACAGCACUUCAUUCGGCGGCAGGAACUAAAGCUCAACAUGCUAGAUGGGGGCGACUGUUGCACAGCUGUGGAGGCUGAUCCACAUCAGCCACUGAUCCUGGAAAGAGCUGAGAAGGAACCUGAGAAGAAAUGGCAUACUGUUGUAUCAGAUCGGGUGAAGAAGCACUGCUCAUGCUCCCCGGAGAAGGCGAAAUCCAAAAUACUGAGCUUUGUCCCAAUUCUGCAGUGGCUGCCCCACUACAAGCUAAAGGACUGGAUUCUGGGUGAUAUUAUGUCAGGACUUAUAGUGGGAAUCCUGCUGGUUCCUCAGUCCAUUGCCUACUCCUUACUGGCUAGUCAAGAUCCUAUAUAUGGUUUAUACACUUCCUUCUUCUCAUCUAUCAUUUAUGCCAUCCUGGGUUCCUCCAGACACAUCUCAGUGGGGAUAUUUGGAGUGCUCUGCCUGCUUGUGGGUCAGGUUGUGGACAGAGAGUUGGCUCUUGCAGGAUACCUCCCAGAAAGCAGCUUUGGCAGUAACAACAGUGAUGCCUUGUUGGCUGGCCAGGGGAACAGCAGUAAUGUAGAGUGUGAUAGAAGCUGCUAUGCGAUCACAGUGGGAGCAACAGUCACCUUCACUGCUGGCAUUUACCAGGUUCUGAUGGGCCUUUUGCAGGUAGGCUUUGUCUCCGUCUACCUGUCAGACUCCCUGCUCAGUGGCUUUGCAACAGGGGCCUCCCUGACCAUCCUCACGUCCCAGAUCAAGUACCUUCUGGGACUGAAGAUCCCCCGGGCGCAGGGCUGGUUCACUCUAUUUAAGACCUGGUAUAGUCUGUUCACCAAUAUGGCAAAAACCAAUAUCUGUGAUCUAAUCACAAGCCUGGUUUGCCUGGCUGUCCUGAUUCCAGCUAAGGAACUGAAUGAUCGCUUUAAAUCCAAGCUAAAGGCUCCGAUACCAUUUGAGCUGUUUGCGGUUAUAAUCGCAACCCUUGCCUCUCACUUCGGUCACUUCAACAGUGAAUAUGGUUCUGGAGUGGCUGGAGACAUCCCUACAGGCUUCCUGCCUCCUCAGCUGCCAACAUGGACGCUCAUCCCCAAUGUGGCCGUGGACGCCUUUUCCAUUGCCAUCGUAGGAUUCGCCAUCACCGUCUCCUUAUCCGAGAUGUUUGCCAAGAAACACGGCUACACGGUGGAUGCCAACCAGGAAAUGUAUGCCAUUGGCUUCUGCAACAUCCUGCCUUCUUUCUUCCGCUGCUUCACGACCAGUGCUGCUUUGACGAAAACCCUCGUCAAGGAAUCGACAGGGUGUCAAACGCAGAUGUCAGGCCUGGUCACGGCUGUUAUUCUGCUAUUGGUUCUUCUGGUUAUUGCUCCACUCUUUUACUCCCUUCAAAAAUGUGUUUUAGCAGUUAUCAUCGUGGUGAACCUACGUGGUGCUUUAAGAAAGUUCAGGGACGUUCCCCGGAUGUGGCGCGUCAACAAAAUCGAUGCCUCGAUCUGGCUGAUCACCAUGGCAACAUCAGCGCUGGUCAACACAGAGCUCGGCCUCCUGGUUGGUGUUUUGGUGUCGGCCUUCUUUGUCCUCGGCCGGACCCAGCAAGCCCAGGUCCAGGAGCUGGGCCACGCUGCCUCCAGGGAGCACUAUGAGAAUGUUUCAUCCUACCAUGGCCUUCAGACACAUUUUGGAGUGGCUGUAUUCAGAUACGGUGCACCGAUCUACUAUGCCAACCAGAGCUUGUUCAAAAAAUCUCUAUACAAAUGUGCAAAUCUUAAACCUGUGAAGAAGGCUCAACAUUUGAAAUUCGAAAAGAACAAAAAUCAGGAAGACACUGAAGAGAUACCAAAGGGGAUGUCUGAAGAUAAACAAAACAAGGAGAGUGAGGCUUCUUCAUCCGUAAUAUUGAUGCUGGAUGAAAAAUCUUCCAGAAACGUACGCAGCUUGGUAAUCGACUGCAGCGGCAUCUUGUUUUUGGACACAGCAGGAGUGAACGCUCUGAAAGAGGUCCGCAAAGAUUACAGAGAACUUGCGGUUGAAGUGGUCUUGGCCCAGUGUAAUACUUCAGUACUGGAUUCUCUGGAAAGAGGCGGUUACUAUGACAGCAAAAAAGAUGGUGAGGUAGGAAAAAACAACAUGAUAUUCUACACCAUCGCGGAUGCUGUCAGCUACGUCCAAAACCUAAAUGUGCCUAAUGGAGAUUGUGAUAACAAAUCCUGAAGAUGCAAUAAUCCGUCCAAAGGUCUGGUUAUAUGUGAUAUACAGCCAGCACACAGCUAAACAGUAGCUCUUUGUCACCAACAUGCCUUAUAAUUCUGCUGCUGCUGAUGAAAGUUGGUGUUACAGGUGUAGAUCAGAAUUAUUCAUUUUACCUUCAGGGGGUCAAAUUAAACUUAGAGAAGAGUUACUAGAAACCUUAGUUAUGAUGUUUCAAUAUAAUCUUAUUUUUCUAUUUCGUAAGCAAAUACAUUCAAAUGAGUUGUUGAGUUCUCCCUUCAUCAGUUGGGAGAGGUCUAAAAUUUUAUAUUUAUGUAUUGCUAAGUCUAUCAUGAAAAUCUAUUCAACCUUAUCUUUAUUUUACCUAUUUUAAAUCUAGUAGUGAGAUUUUUUUUCACAUGAAAUAGAUUGUUCUUUUUUUUAGUGUUUCGGAAGUGUUUCUAAAUUUGACAGUUGCUUACAAAGAGAUAAAAACACCCAGAGGAAGAUGAUCUGAAGUAAAUAAAAUUGCAUCAUCACUGCCUUCCUCUUUAUUAAGCUUUGUAUAAGAACCCUUCCUUAUUAGUUGUCAUUCCAGUCAAACUACUUUGUGCCUUCAUAAAAAGAAAAAUGAUGAUACUAACAGGAAGUGUUUACUUUUGUCUAUUGGGGAACAAAGUUUAGUUUGAUUUCAGAAGCCAAUCUUUAUUACAAAUUCUUUGUUGUUUUUGCAGUAAUUAUUGUUUUAUUUUUAGAGUUAGACUAUGGUUUCAUCACAUAUCCUUCCCACGUUAUUAAGCCAUAAUUAAUGUUUGAGAACUCCUGUUCUACUCAUCACAACAUUGCGCUUUUGUAUUUGUCCACUAUGGCAAAUGCUUCAAAGCAUUCCUGAUCAGAAAUACUGUAUGCUUGGCCUCAUUAUCUCAAUAGACCUCAGUAAUGCACUAACUACAUGGGAAGUCAUCUAAAAAUAAGUGUAGGAAGUUAGGUGUUAAUAAGUGUUCUAUUUUUUUUACAUGGUUUUUAUCCCCACUGAAUAAAUACACAUAAAUUAAAGGUAAAUGCUUUUGUGUGAAAUUAUACUGCUGGUGAAAAGGGAUUUCAUUUUAGGUGUCUUGUGCAAUUUUAUCUUGGAGGCCAUAAAACAUAUGUAUGUUACUAGCAUUGAGCAAUAAUUUAACAAUAUAGUCAGGUAGCCAAACAUUUAAGCAUGUUAUAACAUUACAUUUCAGGUUAGAGAUAAAGGAUUGGUUUAUGUUAGACUAAAGUAGGCUCUUGAGUAAACUUUAAUUACCUGUACUAUACAGUUGUUUGAAUCUGCAUUAAGGAUGUGGGAUUUGGACUUUGAACUUUCUCCUGGUAUUCUGCAGCACUGAAAAACUCAAAUAUUACUUUAAACCUAAACCGGUUUUCAAACGGUUACAUUUGGUGGUGUAAAUCUACCACAAAAUAGCACACAGCUGUUGAAUUUGAUCAUAGUUUUAAAUAUAUUUAUUAAUGUUUUGCUGAAGCCAUGAGGCAAAAAAGUAGAGCCAAUAGGAAAAGUAAGUUUUUAAGGUUUCCAAACACUUCUGAACAGGACAGUGUCUUACUGUAACAUGUAAAAUAUGCAGCUGAAGUUGUAGUGAAGUGAAUGCUAUGUACUCCUCGGAGUUUUGCAUGUUUCAUUAUCGUGGUAUGUCAUCAUGGGUUCGGUUCACAUAUUUGAUCAGUCAACAAGGUGAAGGGUCAAUAUACAAUAAAAGGUUUACUAUAGGUCAUCAGAAUGAAAAACUGAGCUGUUAUGCAAUCAUAAAUUAAACGUUUAGGAAGUCGCUGUAUAAAUAGUUUUCUUAUCAUGCGCUGUAGCACAGGACCUGGGCUAUAAAAUGGAGGAAAAAAAAUUACCUCAGGUUUAUUCUCACCAGAAAAAGUAAGGAAAAGUUAUUGCUGCUUUAAAAGCGCAUUAAAAUAUGUACUAUUCAUGUUUGAAGUGCCUAAAGCUUUUGCUGUCUCUGUUACCAGACAUGCCUUAAAUUACAAAGUAAGAUUGUAUAUGUAGCACUCAUGAUACUGUCUGUAAUGGCUGUAUGCACAUUGUUUUGGUGCGACUGUUCACAUUCCAUUGACAUUUAAUUUUGGGUGUGGGGGCUGUAAAUAAAUGUGGGCUCACCAGUUUAACUUCUUUUGUUAUGAUAAUCAAUUAUAGGACUUUCCCUGCUGAAUUAUACUGAAGACACUGUUGUUGCACUCUUGCUCAAAAACAAGUCUAUUAGGUAAUUGAGACAUGUGAAACUGUUUAUUUUGUAUGCUAUUUUGUAAAACCAUUAUUAUCUAACUUUAUUUCUUUAAACAAAAUAUCUAUGCAAAAAUACAUAUUGCAGCCUUCUCUUGUGUAUAGUUUUGUAGUUUUUAAUGUAAGUCCUUGAACCAAAAGACGAUCACAAUUAUUUUUUAUUGCUUUAAGGCUCAGGUUUAUUUAUUACUCAGAAUAGACAAGAAGUCAGAAAGUAUGAUGUGGAACACAAUGUUACGCUUGACAAGAACAUUUAUAUGGUUGUGAUAUUUUAAUAAAUAAAUAAAAGCAUAAUUUUGCAA